AUAUGAUAAAGGUGGGCGGGUCCUAAAGCUGUUUCCGGAAACAUGGAGGCUGUCGUAAGCGAUGUGGUAGCCCCAGAAGACCUUUUAAAAUUUGAGAAGAAAUACAACAGUGAGCUGGCGAAGGGAGCUGUCUCCAAAGAAACAAAGUUUGAGUAUGCCUGGUGUCUGAUCAGGAGCAAAUACACGGACGAUAUCAAGAAGGGAAUUGUACUCCUGGAGGAACUUACUCAGAAAGCUUCAAAAGACGACUCCCGAGACUUCCUGUUCUACCUUGCAGUGGCCAACUACAGACUCAAAGAAUAUGAGAAAGCCCUGAAGUACGUCCGGACUCUUCUCAGGAAUGAGCCAGGGAACAAGCAGGCUCACGAGCUGGAGAAACUCAUUGACAAGGCUUUAAAGAAAGAUGGCUUGGUUGGCAUGGCGAUCGUCGGGGGAAUCGGUCUCGGCGUGGCCGGCUUGGCAGGCCUCAUCGGUUUGGCUGUGUCAAAGGGAGCUGCUAAAUCUUAACCUGGACAUGGGACAACGUGUCUUCAUAAUGCUGGACUGACACACUGACCUUUCACCUGCAUAAAAAAAAUAAAACUUGUCAGCAAGUGCUUGGAGGGUGUAACAGUUUGGUUUGAAGUUGUACUACAACACAUUAAAGGAUUUGAAUAAUGCCAGUGAUUAACCAUAUAGUAACAAGGUUGAGAUUCACCCCUCAUGUGACAUUACUUAGCUGUUGAUUCAUACACAUACAUAGCAUGGCACUUUCUCAUUAUUUGUGUAAAUAAAUAAUUAUACAGUAAAGGUGCAGCUCAAAUUUAUAUUAUUUCGUUUGCACCUCAGCCGAAACCUUUUAAGUUCACAUUCACAUUUUGUAAAAAAAAAAAAAAAAAAAUACCUUCAUGAAAGCGCAGUUGUGUUGCUGUAACUGUCUAAUUGUUUCUGACUUAAAGAAUUGCUAAGGAAAGUGUCGUUGGCACAGUCGGAAGUGUAGCUUGUGAUGCCAAAAGCAACUGAGUGAUAAGUUUGCUGGUGAGGAAGCAGUGACUCUGCCGUAAAGCUGGUAGAAAUCUAUAAGUCCAGCUGCUGCUGUGAAGGCAACGAGGAGCGAUUGUAUUUAUUCUGGACAUAAAGUUUCUUUUAAUUUGUUCUGAAGCCUACUUUAAACUAAGGGAAGCAACACACUUAUUGCAAAUGAAUACCUUUGUCAUUUAAAAUGCAUUUACCUGUGCUACAUGUAAUGGGUUUUCCAUCUUGUUAAAUAAAAUGAUUUUGAACUGA
This is a messenger RNA of Epinephelus fuscoguttatus (brown-marbled grouper), 1266 nucleotides long. It is a transcript of the gene fis1, whose product is annotated as fission, mitochondrial 1. The coding region runs from base 43 to 507 and encodes 154 amino acids. Gene Ontology annotation, cellular component: peroxisomal membrane; mitochondrial outer membrane. NCBI's taxonomy places the organism in Eukaryota, Metazoa, Chordata, Actinopteri, Perciformes, Serranidae. Gene Ontology annotation, molecular function: protein binding. The transcript has 5 exons. The record is from RefSeq and is a predicted model, not a curated record. Gene Ontology annotation, biological process: autophagy of mitochondrion; peroxisome fission; mitochondrial fission.